Aedes albopictus (Asian tiger mosquito) is the source of this 4299-nucleotide messenger RNA. RefSeq lists its product as uncharacterized. The transcript has 2 exons. Bases 1 to 4299 code for a protein of 1432 amino acids. The record is from RefSeq and is a predicted model, not a curated record. Gene Ontology annotation, molecular function: nucleic acid binding. NCBI's taxonomy places the organism in Eukaryota, Metazoa, Arthropoda, Insecta, Diptera, Culicidae. Gene Ontology annotation, biological process: DNA integration.
AUGCAAAGAACCCCCGUAGCGAAAAAUGUACCUAUAGGUCCUGCUGUUAAUGAGGCUGUUGAUAAUGAACAAGUAGAAUCUGGUAGUCAUAAGUCGCUGUCAAAAUCGGUGAGAGAUUCCGCGUCCGUUGGUAGUGUUAGUAAUCGUUCGCGUAGAAGUAGGCAGUCAGCAGUGAGCAAAACACAAAGCCAAAUCAGAGCUCUGGAGCUUGUCGACGAGUUAGAAGAACAGGAGUUACGUGCGUCGUUGGAGCAAGAUAGGAUUUUGGCUGAGCAACGUCUGGAAGAGCUCAAGAUCCAGAAAGAUUUGGAACUCAAGAGAGAGCAGAAAAAGGCAGAGUUCAUCAAACGAAAACGCGAACGUGCUAUCCAGAUAAGUGAGCUGCGUUCCGGUUCUGGAGAUUCGACCUGUAGCUCCAUGCAACGUGUACAAAACUGGAUUGACCGAAACGAUGGAAUGGAGAACGCUGAAAACAUCGAUCAUGCGGGCACCGAAGCUGUUCAGCGUGAUAUCCCUGAGAAGGGUGUGAAUGACGUACUGUGUCACGCUUUCAAGGCUCUUCAAAAUCGCCACGUGAAGGAUUUACCGCAGUUUUCUGGAAACAUAAAUGACUGGCCAAUCUUCGAAAACGAAUUUAAGAUGUCCACCGACGAAUACAAUCUAACCGAUAGAGAGAACCUCAGAAGAUUGAACAACGCUCUACAGGGCAAAGCACGCAAGGCUGUGGAAUGUUUACUGUCUGCUCCUGAGAACGUUAGCCUGAUAAUGAGAAUGCUGAAAUCCAAUUUCGGCCGCACUGAGUGGGUAGUAGCUAACAGACUGGAGUUACUACGAAAUCUGGAUUACGUGAAGGAAGGAAACAUCGAAUCGUUCCGUACGUUCUACAACGCUGUCAUCGGUACCGCGGUGGCGCUGAAAAAUGUGAACGCUGAGAUGUACCUGAUGAACCCUGAGCUGAUUUCCCACCUGGUCGAGAAACUGCCAUUAUUCAGUAAGCAAAUGUGGGUACGCCACAAAGCGUUUUUGCUGAAGCAGGACACGAUCGUUGAUUUUCAAGUUUUUUCGCGGUGGUUGGAGGAUGAAAUGGAAAACCAACUGGCAAGCUUGAAUCCCAUCUUCCUCAAUAAAAAAGAACGUAGAGAUGACCGUAGAGAUGUGCCGUUUACCAGAUCCAAGCCACCUGUUCUGAAUGUCAACGCUCGUCCUGCAGACCCACAAAAGACGUGUCCACUGUGCAAUGCCAAUGAUCAUCUGAGCCUCGUCAAGUGCGAUAAGUUUGCCAAACUUUCCGUUGAGCAACGCCGUUCUGCUGCGAGAUCGUGUAACGUUUGUUACAUUUGUUUGAAGCAAGACCAUUCGCGCCGCAACUGUCGAUCUGAUAGAACGUGUGCAGUAUGCAACAAAAAUCAUCAUGAAUUAGUGCACUCGGAUAGAGAAAGUAAAAAACCAUUUCGCAAGUUCGGAAACAAGGAUGCUGAGGAUGUCUGCCACGUCAAUGGUAGGAAUGUGACCACUCUGCUGCGUGUUGGUAAAGUUCGAAUUCGUAGCCAUGGUAAAGUUCAGGAUGUUUUCGCUCUAUUCGAUGAAGGAUCUUCACUCUCGAUGAUCGAUUCGGAGCUUGCUGAUCAGAUGGAGCUGAGCGGUCCAGUUUCUCCUGUGACCUACCGCUGGACAAACGGAAUUUUGCACAACGAUUCCGAGUCAAAGAUCCUGUCUUUCCAAAUUUCUGGACCUAGCGAGCAGGCUAAGUGGUAUGAACUGGACAACAUGCGAACCAUCAAGAACAUGAAUCUUCCUCGUGUGAACCUCGACAUCGACAGGAUCAAGCGCCUGUAUCCGCUUCUUGAUGAGGAAAAGUUGCUGAUGAUCCAGAAUGCCACUCCUAAAAUUUUGAUUGGAUCCAACAAUGCUGGCCUUAUUGUUCCUCUGAAAACAGUCCAGUAUUCAGAAAGAGGCCUACAACUAACGCGUUGUCAUCUUGGAUGGACAAUACACGGUGCGAUUGAACCUGGCACAACGGAUAUUGCUGAUCAAUUCCAUGUUUUUCUCUGUUCAAACGAUCAAGAUCUAGAGCUGAACGAAAUGAUAAAAGAGCUAUACAAAGUUGAAGAUUUUGGUAUCCGAGAUCAAGGUCCGAAAAUGUCCGAAGAAGAUGAACGAGCAUUGGACAUUAUGAAUCGCACACUGAAUCGAUGUAAUGAUCGUUUCGAAGUUGGACAGAUUUACCGCUAUAACAAUUUUGUGUUCCCAGACAGUAAGCCACAAGCACUCCGGCGACUAAACAUUAUGGAGAAGAAGAUGGAUGCAGACCAGAAUUUUGCUGAGCAGUAUUGUGAGAAAAUCAAUGCUUAUAUUGAGAAAGGGUACGCCAGGAAGCUCAGACCCGAUGAACUGGAUGAACCGUCUAACACAUGGUAUCUGCUACAUUUCAGUGUAGUGAGUGCUAACAAAUUUCGUUUGGUGAUGGACGCAAAAGCAAAAUCUCAUGGUUUCUCCUUGAACGAUCUUUUACUGAAAGGACCCGAUUUCGUUCCGCCAUUGAUAGCAGUUCUAAUGAGAGGAAGACAGAAGAAGGUGGCUUUCAUGGCGGAUAUUAAGGAAAUGUUUCAUCAGGUGCGUAUCAGAGAGCAAGAUCAGCAUUCCCAGCGAUUCUUUUGGCGCGGAAUGAACCGCACAGAUCCCCCCGAAGUCUACGUGAUGAUGGCAAUGAUUUUCGGCGCAGUAUCGUCUCCAUCGAUUGCCCAAUUCAUUAAGAACUUCAACGCUAAGGAACUCGAAGAUCGUCUACCAGGAGUCGUACGCCCAAUAGUCAAACAGCAUUACGUCGAUGACUAUUUUGAUUCCACGGAUACGGAGGAAGAAGCGAUCGAUUUGGUGAAGAACGUAAUCGCGGCACAUGAACACGGUGGAUUCAAACUGGUUAAAUUCGUCUCAAACUCCGAUGCUGUUUUGCAAUCCCUCGAUCCCGCGCUGAGAGCUGAACCGAGUGCGGAGGUCCACAUUCUUGGUCUACAAUGGAACCUCAGUACCGAUGAAUUUGUAUUUCCCUUGAAUUUCCCGAAGCUUGACGAAGCUCUGCGUUCCGGAACUAAUAUUCCUACUAAGCGACAGUUGUUGCAGUUUAUGAUGAGUAUUUUUGAUCCACUGAACGUACUGUCUCCAGUUACAAUACAUUUGAAAAUACUGUUUCAAGACCUGUGGCGUCUUCAAAUUGCAUGGGAUGAUCAAAUUCCUGAUGGUUUGGCUCCAAAAUGGAUAGAAUGGCUCCAACAAACUGCACAGCUGAAGGAGAUUCGAGUUCCCAGAUACUAUUUCCCCGAAAUUCCGUCGUUCCGUAGUGUAGAACUGCACGCAUUUUCAGAUGCAAGUGACAAAGCCUUUGCAAGCGUAAUCUACAUGGUUCAUCGGUGUCCGGACAAAACACACGUUGCUUUGGUUAUGGCUAAAUCACGUGUAGCUCCUCUAAAGUCUCAAACUGUGCCAAGACUGGAACUGCAAGGAUGCGUACUAUCCAGCCAAAUGAUGAAGAAAAUUUUGACCGACAACGGAACAAAUUUUGCGGGAGCCAAUCAGGAGCUCAAGAAUCUUGUCAGGACACUCGAUCAGCAGCAAAUAGAGGAGACACUCAGCGUCAGAGGAAUCGAGUGGGAUUUUAUCCCACCAGGCGCGCCUCACUUCGGUGGCUGCUGGGAAAGAUUAGUUCGUUCAGUCAAGACCGGUCUUCGUGCUAUGCUGAAGGAAAGACAUCCUACCGACCUGGUUCUCCGAACAACGUUAUGUGAAGUCAUGAAUAUUGUGAACAACAGACCGCUGACCGAAGUUUCCGAUGACCCUCAAGAACCAGAACCAAUAACUCCGAACAUGCUGUUACUUGGCAGAAACAACUAUAUGCAGUACGACCACAAUUUUGACGAGAGCAAUUUAGAUUGUAGAGCAGCUUACAAGCACGCGCAAGUAUUUGCUGAUCGUUUCUGGCGAAAAUGGGUUUCGGCCUACCGUCCAGAGUUACUGAAGCGACAAAGGUGGCAGGACAACCGUAAUUAUCAUGAAUAUAGACUCGGAGAUUUUGUGAUGAUUGUUGACGAGUCGUUGCAUCGUGGAUGUUGGCCUAAAGGGCUAAUCGAGAAGGUGAUUCAUGGACCGGAUGGAAGAAUUCGAACUGUCGUAGUACGAACUGCAAGAUCAACGUUUACUCGACCUGUUAGCAAAAUUAUUUUACUCAAGGCCACUUCUGUUCCGGCCCCGGAGAAUGUUACCGAUAGCAACGAGGUCAUGAUGACGACCAUGAAACGGUCAUAG